Bombus impatiens (common eastern bumble bee) is the source of this 2320-nucleotide messenger RNA. RefSeq names its product protein obstructor-E-like. The coding region runs from base 1213 to 1947 and encodes 244 amino acids. Gene Ontology annotation, molecular function: chitin binding. Lineage: Eukaryota; Metazoa; Arthropoda; Insecta; Hymenoptera; Apidae. The record is from RefSeq and is a predicted model, not a curated record. Gene Ontology annotation, cellular component: extracellular region. The transcript has 6 exons.
AAUCUAUAGCGUCCGGAAUUAUAACCAUAUGCUCCAUCAUGGGUAAGGAGAUGCAAUAAAAUUUCAUAUCACGAGUCCCACGCAUCUCGUUAAUUUUUCAAUUUGAAUUCUCUCGUAAAAAUAAUGCUCAACCAUACUAUAAGGCGUAAACCAAAAUCGAUUUCACGUUAUAAUAACCAUCGAACGCUACACAAAGGAUCGUAUCGAAACACUGCUGGGAACGAAUUCUGCUGCAAGACCAGAGUCAUGUAAUUACUCGUUACAAUGGCAAUGAAUGAAACGGUGCAAAGUCAAUUCUUCCUCCUGCAAAUUAACACGAAAAACAAUUGCUUAAAUAAAUUGGAGAUAUAGAAAAGAAUAGAAAUUAAUAAAUUUAAAACGAAAAAUAGAAAAAAUAAAGAUCAAAGUGUACAAAUGCAUUCACCUAAGUGCAAAACUAAUUAUCUCGUAAGAGUUUUAUCUACCAUAAUUUUGAUUAUCGAUAGAACACAUAAAACAUUUCCAAAAAAAAAAAAAAAAAAAAUAAUACAGACAAUGUAACUGUGUUUACGAAGAGAUUAUGAAUAUUCAAUUUCGAUGAUUCACUUUCACAUGAAAGUUUUAAGGAUACAAAUCCUUUCGCGGAAGUACGAAAGAAAGAAUAAUACACAUAUAGAAGAUAUAGGAAAAAAGCGGUUAAAAAGAUACAGGAAUUUGCGUAACGUCGGACGAUGUGCUAAGUUUCGCGAUUGGAGAAGCCUCGGGCGUCCAACCAGCAGAGCCUUGACAUUUUCUUCGAUUUUUUCUACGUAUCGCUCGUCUACAAACCUUUUCUUCGAUACAUUAGAAAAAUAUGCUGUAAGAUGGACAGACUCGGUUUGGAAUGUUACUUUGUAUUGCGAGCUCGAAGAAAGUGAGGUUAGGAUGGCAUUAUAGACGCCGUUUUGAGGAAUCAAUAUUUCAAAUCGGAAGAACUAUUUUUGAAUAAGAAAGGUAAUGCAAUUGUAUGAAAAAGAUUAAUUUAUUCAUACACAUAGUAAUCCAUUGUAAAUCCAAAUUUGUCUUAUGUAACAUAGCAUCUCAAAAUUUUGAGUGAUCCCAAAAAACGUAUGAGGGAGGAGAAGACCGAGAAGGAGCCGGCAUGCGUGGUGGUAGAGCGAAGAUCAUAAAAGCUCGUGAGCAGGAGGAUUCAGAUAGUUUUGGUUUCGGAAGUCGAGACAGCAGGAGCUCGAGAUGACCAUAACAACAACGACCGUUCGUUUGUUGAUCGCCUGCGGCGUCCUCGGCUUCGCGAGCUCGGCCAGCGUACACAAAGAUAGCUGUCCUGAAAAGAAUGGUCGAUUUUCUGUGCCAUCCCAAUGUGACGCUUACAUCGAAUGCAUCGAUGGUAUCCCGGAACACAAAUUAUGUCCUGAGGGACUCUUAUUCAAUCCUAACGUGAGGUUCGCCUAUCCUUGUGAAUAUCCUGCCGGUGUGAAUUGUGAUGGAAGACCUAACCGACAGACACCACAGCCAACGGAUGACUGUCCCCAUCAGUAUGGUUUCUUCAAAAUCGGAGAUCAACAGAAUUGUGGCAAAUUCAUGUCCUGUGUAGAGGGGAGAGCACAUGUUUUCCAUUGUCCCGAAGGGUUGGCCUUCAACUCUGAAUCUUAUCGUUGCGACUGGCCUGAUCAAGUACCAGACUGCGAUGUUGAAUCGUUCUUAGGACUACGGUGCCCAAGUGAUCCUAACGAUGAAAAUCGACUGUACAAGUUUGAGUUCUACGCCAGUCCUUAUGACUGUCAACGUUAUUUCGUGUGUGUGAAUGGUCGGCCACGAUUGCAGGUCUGCGAAGAAGGAAAGGCUUUCAGCCAGCUGGAAAACACAUGUCUUCCCGCGCACAACGUCAGUGGAUGUGAACCACUCGGUUUGCCGCAUGAGAAAAAGAAAGUUCCAUUAAUAGGUACAGUUAUAGAGGGAGAAUCAUAGUGAUGACUUUAAUGUACGAAUGAAUGAUUUGCAAAGAGAUACGCUCAUUUGAGAGUAAAACUAUCACGAGUUGCUUUCGAGACCAUUUCUCGCAAAUGGACACUAUGUUCAGAAUGAAUAUCCGAUUUGAUAGUGGCCAGCAUAGUCGAUCUCAACGCAGUGUCUACUUGCAAGAUAUAUCUCAAGAAAAUAACACAUGCAAUUUCUAUUGUGUGCCACUGUAGAAACUACAAGAAAAUGAGUAGAAUGUAAUAAUGUAAAUACAUGAAUCAUUGAUAAGAACUAUUGUAAAAAUGAUGUGCUUGUAUUUAGCACAAAAUUGUAGACCAAAUAGUUUUCAAAUAAAAAAAUCUGUUAGGAAAAUAACAAACAA